AUGGAAAUUCAAAUAAUUAUGUCCGAAAAAGGCAAGGAGUUGGUUCUCUUAAAUAAUUUUAAAUACUGUUUUGUUAGAAAACGUAGUAAAGAUGGGUAUAUUAAAUGGAUCUGUACAAACAAAAAUUGCACUGCAAAUAUUCUAACAACUGCAGAUAAGAAGUCUCUGCAUCAGUCAUCUGGUGAACAUAAACAUUUAGUUAAUAGUCAACAAAAAAUUGAACGACAAAUAUUGAGGGAGAAUUGUAAGAGAAAAGCCGACGAUAAUAUUUCUACCAGGCCAUUAAAAAUUAUACGAAAUGAAUUAAUUAAAAAUAAGCCGACUGACAUAAUAUAUAGUGAUAUACAAUCUGUACGUAAAGCGAUGUACGAUAAGCGACGUAAAAUGUAUCCUGUUUUUCCCAUAUCAUUAAACGAAGCAAUUUCUCAACUAAAACUGGUGGAAAAUAAUUGUUGUUUAUUUAACGGAGAUCAAUUUGUUUUUGUUCCGGAAAAUGACGAAUUUGUUUGUAUAACUACAAAAGAAAAUUUAAAAUUUAUGACAACACAAAAUUAG
This is a messenger RNA of Macrosiphum euphorbiae (potato aphid), 555 nucleotides long. NCBI's taxonomy places the organism in Eukaryota, Metazoa, Arthropoda, Insecta, Hemiptera, Aphididae. The record is from the annotation of a GenBank genome assembly.